AAGGUUCUGCAUAUCAAGGAGAGUAUGUGACAGGAUGCAGAAUGGAAAAUUUGAAGUUUUGUUCCCUGUCCCUCGGAUGGAAUCUGCUUCGAACAGUGCUGAUGUUUUGGUAGAUGGUGUUGCUGAAGAUGUUAAUGCUGAGGAAAUGCAUCAAACCGAAGCUGGGUGUGACGAGCUUCUUUAGUUGAGGAUGAAUCAGAUAUAAAUGGGCGUGAAAUUUUUCUUUCAGUUAAUGAAGAACCAGAGAUGGACGUAAAUCAUAAUCUUGAUGAUGAUGCUGUAAAUGCUGAUGAAUCCUCUAAAGCCAUGGUUAAUGACAAAUCAGUUAAUGGUGAUUUGUUACAGAAAGGCAUUGAUCCAGCCCCCAAGAAUGAACCCUCUGUGAAAGCUAACAAAACUAGCUUGGAGCGCCGGCAACAUCCUUCUCUGAAGUUGAGGGCUGCAACCGGACCUUUCAAGCCCAAAGUGAAGUCUCAGACCAAUCCUGCUCAAGUCCUGACAGACAUUUCCAAAACUACUUCUAAAGAUCCUGCAAAGAGUCCUAGUAGAAGAGAAAGAGAGAGUACCCUAAGAACAAGUACAGAAAAGAGUUCAGUAAAAACUGACAUUAGAACUACACGCACUGUACAGAGAACUCCAAUCUUAGAGUCUUGGUCUUUUUUACCGGAUUCUAGAAAUCAGAAGGCAAAGUUUGUGCAUGACAAUAAAAGUGGUGAAAAAGAGUCAAUGAGAAUGAAAGCCGGUGAAUCACAACCCUCUUCAUUGAAGGCUGAAACAAGAAGAUAUCAACCACUGCACAGGCUUAGUUGUCCUGUGAAUUCGACCAAGGCGGAUACAAGCUGAAGUGCUGCAGUUUUCAGUUUCAAAAGCAAUGAACGCGCAGAAAGGAGGAAAGAGUUCUAUACGGAGUUGCAGCAAAAAAUGCACGCCAAGGAGGCUGAGAUGAAUCAGAUGCAAGUGAGAAGGCAGAAUGACACUACUAGUUAAAUUGUAAUGAAGGCUCUAAUACUGCUGGUUGGAGGCUGGUGAUGCUCGAUCAUAUGAUUAGUUGAUGAGAAUUCUCAAAUUUGAAAAGACAGAAGCCGAGAUAAAACAAUUCCGGAGAAGCCUAAACUUCAAAGCAACACCCAUGCCUUCUUUUUAUCAUGUGUAGCUGUACCACCAGGGUCUGAUGGGAAGAAGGCACUGUCGAGUAACAACAAAGUCAAUAAAGCACGAGAUAAGUCAACAAAUCCAGGGAGCUGAGCUGCUGGCAGAUCAAAAUUAUGUUUGAAAGAAGGAAGUGAUCAAGCCUCCUCUACCAAUGAAUCUGUUAACACAACUGAACGAAUCGAUGCCUUAGAGAAGACCAACUGCCCAACAGGUGAGCACUCUGAAGGCAGUGCAAGCUCUCAAACUUUACCUAGCAACCAAAACUGCUUCCUUGAAGUUGGGAUAGAAAAUAAGGUCAUAAGAAGGAAAGAACGAGAAAAGGAGAGGGAUACUAGCAUGUAUAAGCAUCGUGUAUCAGAAAUCCAUAAGGUGAUGAAAGGCCAAAGAGCUGAGGGGAAGCAAAAAGUGGGAGCUCAGAGAAGUAGCAAUGAGAGGGCAAGGAAGGACAUGGAAAGCAGUGGCAUUGGUAGCAGUUCUGGAUUGGGUAAUCUGGUUGUUGGUGUUGCCUCUUGAACAAAGACGCCUCUUCUUCCCAUACAUGAUGUUCUCCGCUCCUAGCUACCGUUGUGAAAAUGUUUGGAAUCGCAUGUUUGCCACCAUGCAAAAUCAAUAAAAAGCGCAAAGUGACCUCAAGCUAUCAGCUAAGAGGCAUGCAUCCAUAGCAAAGAUUUGAGAAAUCAUGAAAACCGAAUGUUGAGGUUAGCAUUUCCCUUCACCAGUAUCACUUCCGUUAUUCAUGUAUGCGAAAUCUGACUUUACAUGUAGUUCGAAUAGAUAAUUAUGGUGAAAUUGUUUGUAGGAUAUCUUAAGAUCACAAGACCAAUAUCUCUUGCCACCAUAUACGAGGAAAAGUUUCAGUACCAACCCUUAAUUUAUUUAAAUUAUUAUCAAUUAAUAAGAGAUAUUGUUCUUAUUUA
Messenger RNA from Juglans microcarpa x Juglans regia, 2069 nucleotides. RefSeq lists its product as uncharacterized. The record is from RefSeq and is a predicted model, not a curated record. The transcript is spliced from 9 exons. NCBI's taxonomy places the organism in Eukaryota, Viridiplantae, Streptophyta, Magnoliopsida, Fagales, Juglandaceae. The coding region runs from base 247 to 843 and encodes 198 amino acids.